UUACUUAUACUACUUUUAGUAAUGGAGAACAGACUGUAUCAUCUCCCCCACGAAAGAGGAGACAGAAGUCAGAUCCCUGUGCAGGAUGUGAUGGGAAGGCAUUGGAAGGCAAACAGCUGUGCUUAAACUGCUUGAAGAAGGUGGCCACUCCAGCAGCCGUAACACCCACUCAGUCACCAGAUAUCCUGACUUGGAUCCGACAGGAGGUUGCUCAUGGCAUCUCAGAGGCCAUGGAGGCAAGUAAUCGGUCUGUGAAAAGACCAAGACAGAGACUGGUAUCCUCAGAAUCAUCUGUCUCAGAAUACCAGGAUUCAGCUGAAGAGUUUCAGGUUCUCGAUCAGGUUUAUUCUAGUGAGAACGAAGAAGAGGUCUUGUCGGAAUAUCUAGACGACAAGACGAUGGAUAAACUCAUCCUGAAG
Molecule: messenger RNA, 419 nt
Organism: Pelobates cultripes (western spadefoot toad)
Lineage: Eukaryota; Metazoa; Chordata; Amphibia; Anura; Pelobatidae
Source: the annotation of a GenBank genome assembly